GACACCAGACAUCAGAGACAGACAGAAAAAUUCAAAGGGCCAACCCGUCUUGCUUUGGGCAGGUGCUCUCUAGAACAGAAGGAGCUGGGAAGAGCAGAAAGGAUGCAGCAGCCAUCUCUGACUUGGAUGCUAAUGGUGAUGGUGGCCUCUUGGUUCAUCACAACUGCAGCCACUAACACCUCAGAAGCAAGAUGGUGCUCUGAAUGUCACAGCAAUGCCACCUGCACGGAGGAUGAGGCCAUUACGACGUGCACCUGUCAGGAGGGCUUCACCGGCGACGGCCUGACCUGCGUGGACCUGGAUGAGUGCGCCAUUCCUGGAGCUCACAACUGCUCCGCCAACAGCAGCUGCGUAAACACGCCAGGCUCCUUCUCCUGCGUCUGCCCCGAAGGCUUCCGCCUGUCCCCCGGUCUCGGCUGCACAGACGUGGAUGAGUGCGCGGAGCCUGGGCUUAACCACUGCCACGCCCUGGCCACGUGUGUCAAUGUGGCGGGCAACUACUUGUGCGUAUGCCCCGCGGGCUACCGGGGGGAUGGAUGGCACUGUGAGUGCUCCCCGGGCUCCUGCGGGCCGGGGUUGGACUGCGUGCCCGAGGGUGACGCGCUCGUGUGCGCGGAUCCGUGCCAGGCGCACCGCACCCUGGACGAGUACUGGCGCAGCACCGAGUACGGGGAGGGCUACGCCUGCGACACGGACCUGCGCGGCUGGUACCGCUUCGUGGGCCAGGGCGGUGCGCGCCUGGCCGAGACCUGCGUGCCAGUCCUGCGCUGCAACACGGCCGCCCCCAUGUGGCUCAAUGGCACGCAUCCGUCCAGCGACGAGGGCAUCGUGAGCCGCAAGGCCUGCGCGCACUGGAGCGGCCACUGCUGCCUGUGGGAUGCGUCCGUCCAGGUGAAGGCCUGUGCCGGCGGCUACUACGUGUACAACCUGACAGCGCCCCCAGAGUGUCACCUGGCGUACUGCACAGACCCCAGCUCCGUGGAGGGGACGUGUGAGGAGUGCAGUAUAGACGAGGACUGCAAAUCGGAUAAUGGCAGAUGGCACUGCCAGUGCAAACAGGACUUCAACAUCACUGAUAUCUCCCUCCUGGAGCACAGGCUGGAAUGUGGGGCCAAUGACAUGAAGGUGUCGCUGGGCAAGUGCCAGCUGAAGAGUCUGGGCUUCGACAAGGUCUUCAUGUACCUGAGUGACAGCCGGUGCUCGGGCUUCCAUGACAGAGACAACCGGGACUGGGUGUCUGUAGUGACCCCAGCUCGGGAUGGCCCCUGUGGGACAGUGUUGACGAGGAAUGAAACCCACGCCACUUACAGCAACACCCUAUACCUGGCAGAUGAGAUCAUCAUACGUGACCGCAACAUCAAAAUCAACUUUGCGUGUUCCUACCCCCUGGACAUGAAAGUCAGCCUGAAGACCUCCCUACAGCCAAUGGUCAGCCAGACUCAGGAAAGGAUGCUGGGCACUGAUGAGGGUGCACAGCUGACUUGGAGGAAGAAGGGUGCUCAUUGCAAGCUGUUGGCUGGAGCCUCACCUGGCCUAGCAGUGUCCUGGAGCAAUUUGGCCCUGUCCUCGGCCUGUGCUCUAAACAUCAGAGUGGGCGGGACCGGCAUGUUCACCGUGCGGAUGGCCCUCUUCCAGAACCCUUCCUACACGCAGCCCUACCAAGGCUCCUCUGUGACGUUGUCCACUGAGGCUUUUCUCUACGUGGGCACCAUGUUGGAUGGGGGCGACCUGUCCCGAUUUGCACUGCUCAUGACCAACUGCUAUGCCACACCCAGUGGCAAUGCCACAGACCCCCUGAAGUACUUCAUCAUCCAGGACAGAUGCCCACACACUAGAGACUCAACUAUCCAAGUGGUGGAGAACGGGGAGUCCUCCCAGGGCCGAUUCUCCGUCCAGAUGUUCCGGUUUGCUGGAAACUAUGACCUAGUCUACCUGCACUGUGAAGUCUAUCUCUGUGACACCAUGAAUGAAAAGUGCAAGCCUACCUGCUCUGGGACCAGAUUCCGAAGUGGGAGUGUCAUAGAUCAAUCCCGUGUCCUGAACUUGGGUCCCAUCACACGGAAAGGUGUCCAGGCCACAGUCUCAAGGGCUGCUUUUAGCAGCUUGGGGCUCCUGAAAGUCUGGCUGCCUCUGCUUCUCUCGGCCACCUUGACUCUGACUUUUCAGUGACUGACAGCGGAAAGCCCUGUGCUCCAUGGCUGCCAUCUCACUUCCUGCUGGGCAGGGGGCAUGAUGCGGGCCAGUGCUCCAGCCACAGAAAAGAAAGUUCAUGCUUUGUUCAGCCUGCCUUCUUUUCUCCCUUUUAAUCCUGGCUGUCAAGAAACAGCCUGUGUCUUUAAAUGCUGCUUUUUCUCAAAAUGGGACUUGUGACUGUGUACCUGAGGCCCCCAUCUCCUUAAAGAGUGUGGCAAAAUAAUAAUUUUUAAAUCUCA
This is a messenger RNA of Symphalangus syndactylus (siamang), 2432 nucleotides long. RefSeq names its product uromodulin (gene UMOD). Lineage: Eukaryota; Metazoa; Chordata; Mammalia; Primates; Hylobatidae. Gene Ontology annotation, molecular function: calcium ion binding. The record is from RefSeq and is a predicted model, not a curated record.